AUGGCAAGAACAAUAUUGGAGUGGAAAAGGUUUUGCCUUAAAUACAUUCCUUUAAGACGAGUUGUCAUUAGCACAAAUUUUUAUGCUCUAUGGCUAACUUACUCAGAUGUAAUCCAGUUCUUGCCCGCUUAUGUGAAGCUAUGGGGUCAAAUGUUAAUUUCUUCGUGGAAAAGUACAGGCGGUUUUGAUCUAUCCUUUUUUCCAUUUUGUUUUCGAAUUUUAAAAGUUUUUACGAAAUUUUGUUUCCUUGGAAGUCUAGAACCAUCUAGAAAUAGUACCCCAGCUGGCUUCCUCCUGAUUGACUAUUACGACGCAGAGGUUCGCUUUCAAUGUCCCUCCAACCACGUUCAGGUUAUGACCAAUCGUGGUCCAAAGGUACUUAGGAAAAAAUGUCAACAUAAAAUAAACAAACUUGUACCUACUGAGCCGUUUGAUCAGCUUGAAAAUGGUCUCCUUAUGUAUGUAACAAACCCAAAGGUACACUUGAGUAAAGCGUCAUAUAUACGUGACACGUGUUCUCCACCACUUUAUGGUAAGAAAUUCCAUAAAACUUCAUCAAAAAACUGUUUUUUUGACUCCAAAACUAUGCGUUUAUUUCUGAAUAUAGAUAGUUUUAACCGGAAUUUUCGUAAUCCACCAAUUAAUUUUAAUUUAUUUAAACAAAUUGUGACGAAAAAGAUAUUUAAGUCAAGACCUUCAGUUGGUAUGCGGCUACAAAAACAGCCGUGGUUCAAUUUAGCAUUUCAUAAAUUACUUUCAAUGCAAAAUUUUAGACAAUCGUGGUUUUUAAAAUGCUUCCUUCUGACAUCCUUCCUGCAAAAUUUUUACUUUAUUGAUAUUAUAAGAAUAGUUUUUCUUCAACUUUGCCAGAAUUAUCUCCCUCCUUUUCUUCUUCUUCUGCCCAAAAAUACUCCUCCUCCCCGCAGUCAAUGCAAAGGACUAAAGUGCAGCAUUGGACUUUCUCACAAGAAAACUUUACAAUCCGUGUCUUCUGAAAAGGGGUUACUGGACUUCCCUCUGACCGAUUCUAUAGACGUGACUCAUUCCAGAGAAGACAUUUCUCUUUUAACAAAUUUUGAUGUAACAACCGCAUUUGUUUUACUAUGCAACCCUUCUUGGUCACCCAGUAAUGAGGUUGUAAGAUUCAUGAAGUUGAGAGUAGUUAGCAACCCACGUCACUUUGUUUUUUUGCUUAGAGUUUUGGCGAACUCUCAAAAAUUGUGUCCGGCAUUAUUGCCAUUUGCUAAUAAAGCAUAUAUUCUACAAAAAAUGGAAUAG
This is a messenger RNA of Echinococcus granulosus, 1278 nucleotides long. RefSeq lists its product as hypothetical. The coding region runs from base 1 to 1278 and encodes 425 amino acids. The record is from RefSeq and is a predicted model, not a curated record. The transcript has 7 exons. Lineage: Eukaryota; Metazoa; Platyhelminthes; Cestoda; Cyclophyllidea; Taeniidae.